Messenger RNA from Coccidioides posadasii C735 delta SOWgp, 1008 nucleotides. RefSeq lists its product as uncharacterized. Gene Ontology annotation, cellular component: cytoplasm; nucleus. Gene Ontology annotation, molecular function: RNA binding; RNA endonuclease activity; sequence-specific DNA binding. Lineage: Eukaryota; Fungi; Ascomycota; Eurotiomycetes; Onygenales; Onygenaceae. The record is from RefSeq and is a predicted model, not a curated record.
CCCGGCAGCCCGUCGUGCUUACAACGAUGGCAGGCAACAAGCGGUCGUGGGAAGGGAAUUUGAUCCAGAGACCACAGAACGACAAAGAUAUGGCGGAUACUGAACAAACCUCUCCGGUUCAAUCCUUGUUUAUGUACUUCCGGAACGAGUUGGAUGAGCACCACGACCGCCGGGAGCGAAUCAUCAAGGUGUCGCGCGACGUCACGGCAUUGAGCAAGAAGAUCAUCUUCUCCUUACACAGAAUUCGAAACCUAAACACUCCAAUCCCAAAAUCCAUCGCCAAGGAAAAUGCCGACCGUUUCUCUCAGAUUGACACCCUUUUCAAAUCCAUAGCCGCUGAUGUCUCCGGCCUCAAUGCCUGGCGAUACCAACACCAGACAACCUGGGGGGUGCAGGAAUACAUCGAAGCCCUCUCCUUCCAACACUAUAUCGAAAAGCAGCGACUAAUCACCCUCGAGGAAGUAAGAAGUUCUCUGCCGCCAGAGAUUCUGGUUACGGAGUCGGAUUAUGUGUUGGGAUUGUUUGAUUUGACGGGAGAACUGAUGAGAUUUGCCAUCACGGCGAUGAGCAUGGGAGGGACCCGUCCGCGGGAUACGUUGGCGAGUGCAAAUGUUGAUGGGCCGAGUGAUGUGUGCGGGUCGGGUACGUCGGUGGAAGGAAUCAUGGUUGAUCUACGGGAGCUGCGGGCGAUGUUUGAGAAGCUGAAUGUUCCGCGAAAUCAUUCCUUGAUGAAGGAUUUGAGUAAGAAGAUGGAAGUUAUGCAGGCGAGCGUGGAGAAGGUUGAGAAGGCUGCAUACGGUUUGCUGGUUCGCGGGAAAGAGCGGCCUCAGGGUUGGAUGCCGGAUCUCUCGUCGAGUUCGGCGCCGGUGGAGAGUUAUUGAUAAUUGGGCUGUCGGUGGGCGAGUGUUCUGGGUUGGCUGGUUUUACGAUAUUCUUACGGAGGACUGCUAUGGAUGUCCUAUGAAUGUUAAUGUAAUGGGCCGAAAAUGAUAUCAGAUCCACAUGUCG